Molecule: messenger RNA, 552 nt
Organism: Cryptomeria japonica (Japanese cedar)
Lineage: Eukaryota; Viridiplantae; Streptophyta; Pinopsida; Cupressales; Cupressaceae
Product: E3 ubiquitin-protein ligase ATL23
Exons: 1
Coding region: 1-552 (183 amino acids)
Source: RefSeq, a predicted model, not a curated record
AUGGUAACUGCCCUGCACACCAUUGAGAAAAGAAUGUGGGAAGCUCUUCUGGCAUUCCUCAUGCUCUGUGGUGGUUCUGCUGUCAUGGUGCUUCUUUACAUGUGGUUUGCCUGGUAUGCUUCUCUGUAUGCAAUGAGAUUGAGGGCUGAUACUACUGGUAAUGGCGGCACAAAGAAUGGGCUCUCUGUUUCUGAUAUCCAGAAGCUCCCCACAUUCAUAUGCACCACUCACAGUGAAAGUUUGAGUGUUGAUACAGAUGGGUAUGGAAGGAGGACUGUAGUGAAGAGUGGUUAUGAAGUUUUUCUCUGUGAAGAUUCAGAAUGCACUGUAUGUUUGGAGCAGUUCAAGGAUGGAGAAAGGUGUUUGCUUAUGCCCAUUUGCAGACAUUGCUUCCAUGUUGACUGUGCAAAAGCUUGGCUUUCCAAGCAACCUCACUGCCCUGUUUGCAGAACCAGUGCUCAGCCCAAAUAUGAGCCACAACAGAAGGUGAACUUUGGGUCUAAUCAACAUGCUCCUGAUGCUGUAACCAUUGAUGUUUUGUCUCAGGAAUGA